This is a messenger RNA of Drosophila suzukii, 837 nucleotides long. RefSeq lists its product as uncharacterized. NCBI's taxonomy places the organism in Eukaryota, Metazoa, Arthropoda, Insecta, Diptera, Drosophilidae. The record is from RefSeq and is a predicted model, not a curated record.
UUUGUUUGACCGCCGAACUGCGAGACAGCGAGACUGCGAGACUGCGAGACUGCUAGACUGCGAUUUCGCAUUUUUAGAAAAUGUAUUCAGUGCAGGGGCGACAUUCGCAGCGGCAACGAAAGCGACAGCCAUAGCACACACACACUGGCACCUGGCAUCCCCAAUACAUCCCCAGACAGCCACCCACACAGGUGCAGUUCGAGAGAGAGAGCAUUGAAAGGAAAGUGGAAAGUGGUCAAGAAGAAAGGCUAGAGAAAGCUAGGAAAGUCAUCUCCAUUUUCUGUAGUGCUGUGUGUGUGUUAGUGCGCGCCGGAAAUGGCCAAAUUAGUGACUUACAUCUUCAUCGCCAGCUCGUUGGUGCUAUGGUAUCUCCUGCUCUUCGGUGGCAGGGGCGUAGAGGCCACCAACGGGCACGGGGGUCAGCUGGAGGGGCGCGAUUUUCACCACCACGGCGGCAGCCAUCACAUUCGUCGCAACAUCAACCACUGCUGGCGUCGCUACGAUGGCUACAAUCUGCAGAACACCGUGGUCAACAAAAAGGAGCAGCUGAAGAAGCCCUAUGGCAUACUGUGCAACUUCAAGUGCACCUGGUUCUUCACCGUCAGCUUCCCCACUUGCGAGUUCAUCUACGAUUAUAAGUUAUCCUGCGUGCUGUUCACGUCACUGCCCGACUGUACCAGCGUCCAGUGCACGCUAUUGAAUUACUUCGAGUAACUAGUGUAUUCAUUUAAGGCCUUUUUUUUUGAUAGCAUAAGUCUGAUUAAUACUAGAUUUUAUAUGGACAUGUAGAGAGACGGAGAGAGAAAGUAUUAUUAAAUCAAAGACCUAAUUUAUGAA